Messenger RNA from Penicillium nucicola, 633 nucleotides. Its product is annotated as superoxide dismutase. Lineage: Eukaryota; Fungi; Ascomycota; Eurotiomycetes; Eurotiales; Aspergillaceae. Bases 1 to 633 code for a protein of 210 amino acids. The transcript has 3 exons. Gene Ontology annotation, molecular function: metal ion binding; superoxide dismutase activity. Gene Ontology annotation, biological process: superoxide metabolic process. The record is from RefSeq and is a predicted model, not a curated record. Gene Ontology annotation, cellular component: mitochondrion.
AUGGCCUCGCAAACCCACACCCUCCCUCCUUUGCCUUACGGCUACGAUGCCUUGGAACCCAUCAUCUCAAAGCAGAUCAUGGAGCUCCAUCAUCAAAAGCACCAUCAAACCUAUGUGAACAACCUCAACGCCGCACUCACAGCCCAAGUCACAGCCACCCAGUCAAAUGACGUCCCUUCCCUUAUCGCCCUGCAACAGAAGAUCCGCUUCAAUGGCGGUGGUCACAUUAACCACUCCCUCUUCUGGAAGAAUCUCACUCCCCCCGGUACCCUCGGUAAUGAUAUUGCCGGUGCCCCCGCCCUCCGGGAAGCUAUUGUUUCCCGCUGGGGUUCGCACGAGGCUUUCGUCAAGGCGUUCGGUGCUGAGCUUCUUGGCUUGCAGGGGAGUGGAUGGGGUUGGCUCGUCAGUAAGGGAGGUCCGAAGGGACGGCUCGAAAUUACUACGACUAAGGAUCAGGAUCCUGUUACUGGGCCUGAUGUUCCUGUUUUCGGUGUUGAUAUGUGGGAACAUGCUUAUUACCUGCAGUAUCUGAACAAUAAGGCUGGGUAUGUCGAGGGUAUCUGGAAGAUCAUUAAUUGGGCUGAAGCUGAAAAGCGUUACACUGCUGGCGUGGAGAACCUUUUGAAGCUCUAA